ACAGUUUCGUUAUUGAAACCUAAAAACCAAGCUGAAAAGUAAGCAAGAAAUUCAGACAAAUGGGAAGCAACCAAGCAGCUGUCUCUUUCUUGAACAACCUCGCACGCGCCGCCUUCGGCCUAGGCGCCGCCGCCAGUGUCCUCAACGCUUCCAUGUACACCGUCGACGGUGGCCAAAGGGCUGUGAUAUUCGACCGUCUCAGGGGAGUAUUGGAUAAAACCGCCGAUGAAGGAACCCACUUCUUGAUCCCAUGGCUCCAGAAGCCUUUCAUCUAUGAUAUCCGCAUGAAGCCUCAUACUUUCUCAUCUGUUUCUGGAACUAAGGAUCUCCAAAUGGUUAAUCUCACCCUUCGAGUUCUUUCUAAACCCAAGGUGGAGAAACUUCCUGAAAUCUAUCAACACCUUGGUCUAGAAUAUGAUGAGAAGGUGCUUCCUUCCAUUGGCAAUGAAGUUUUGAAGGCCGUGGUUGCACAGUUCAAUGCUGAUCAGCUCCUCACUGAGCGUCCCCAAGUGUCGGCCUUGGUCUGUAAUUCGCUAACAGAGCGUGCGAGGGACUUCAACAUUGAGCUAGCUGAUGUUGCUAUCACGCAUUUGUCAUACGGUGCUGAAUUCUCAAGGGCUGUGGAGCAGAAACAGGUGGCACAACAGGAGGCGGAGAGGUCUAAGUACAUUGUGGCGAAAGCUGACCAGGAGAGGAGGGCUGCUAUUAUCCGUGCUGAAGGUGAAAGUGAGGCUGCGAAGUUGAUUUCCGAAGCAACUGCAACUGCUGGUAUGGGGCUGAUUGAACUGAGGAGGAUUGAAGCAUCAAGGGAAAUCUCUGCAACUCUAGCCAGGUCACCAAAUGUUGCAUACCUUCCUGGUGGCCAGAACAUGCUUCUCGCUCUGAACCCAUCGAGGCCUUGACAGUUGCUUGAGUCAUGGUAAUUUUGCAUACCCCAUAAAUGUUGAGUGUGAAUUUGCAGUCAUGGUUGUGUUUCACGUCGGUGCAGCAAACUAUAAGUUGAAUUUAUUGCAGCAAAAGGACACCAUUUCCUUUCUGUUAAAACGUGGAGGUUGCUUUCUAUAUUUGUUACAAUCAAUGCGGAAUUGUCAAA
Molecule: messenger RNA, 1093 nt
Organism: Hibiscus syriacus
Lineage: Eukaryota; Viridiplantae; Streptophyta; Magnoliopsida; Malvales; Malvaceae
Product: prohibitin-3, mitochondrial-like
Exons: 2
Coding region: 60-902 (280 amino acids)
Biological process (GO): mitochondrion organization
Cellular component (GO): mitochondrion; membrane
Source: RefSeq, a predicted model, not a curated record